UCUCAGAACCGAGUUCCGGCCCGUCUUUCCCCUGGAGGCCCUCGGUGGGCGCUCUGUGGGCCUGGGUGAAGAUGGCCUGUGCAGCCGCACGGUCCCCGGCCGACCAAGACAGGUUCAUUUGUAUCUAUCCUGCUUAUUUAAAUAACAAGAAGACCAUCGCGGAGGGGAGGCGAAUCCCCAUAAGUAAGGCUGUUGAAAAUCCUACAGCUACUGAGAUUCAAGAUGUGUGCUCAGCAGUUGGACUUAAUGUAUUCCUUGAGAAAAAUAAAAUGUACUCUAGAGAGUGGAAUCGUGAUGUUCAGUACAGGGGCAGAGUCCGGGUCCAGCUGAAACAGGAAGACGGCAGCCUCUGUCUUGUACAGUUCCCAUCACGUAAGUCAGUAAUGUUGUAUGUAGCAGAAAUGAUACCUAAACUAAAAACAAGGACACAAAAAACAGGAGGUGGUGACCAAAGUCUUCAGCAAGGAGAGGGAAGUAAAAAAGGGAAAGGAAAGAAGAAGAAGUGACCAGAUUUGAGAGUCAAGUCUGUGGUGCUACUGUGAGAGAUAGUGAAUGAAGGCUUCUAACUUAUCUUAGAGAAAUGGAAGCUUUUUAUUUGCAUCAUUUAACCGAACUGUGGACAUCUCUGCCUCCCAGCUUCAGCAUCAGAGUUGACAAUGAAAUAAAUUUACAUCAGAAGUUUGCAUCUAGCUCUUAUGCAGUUUAAAAGAAAAUUUUUUUGCUUUUCAACACACAGUUUUUGUGGAAGAAAGAAGCAUAUUUUUAAAUGGACAGUGGACUCUGCCGUAAGUUACAUGAAAUCCUGUAUCUGCCCUGUGUGGAAACAUGUUUCAGAUAAAUGAGUUUAAAUAAAGAUUUGAAAUACACAUUUUCUUCAGCUUUUAAGUUAAUGAAAUAAAAUUUGAAACUGA
Messenger RNA from Enhydra lutris kenyoni (northern sea otter), 911 nucleotides. Its product is annotated as signal recognition particle 19. Gene Ontology annotation, molecular function: 7S RNA binding. Gene Ontology annotation, biological process: SRP-dependent cotranslational protein targeting to membrane; SRP-dependent cotranslational protein targeting to membrane, signal sequence recognition. Lineage: Eukaryota; Metazoa; Chordata; Mammalia; Carnivora; Mustelidae. The transcript is spliced from 5 exons. The record is from RefSeq and is a predicted model, not a curated record. Gene Ontology annotation, cellular component: signal recognition particle, endoplasmic reticulum targeting. Bases 72 to 506 code for a protein of 144 amino acids.